This is a messenger RNA of Guillardia theta CCMP2712, 498 nucleotides long. RefSeq lists its product as hypothetical. The record is from RefSeq and is a predicted model, not a curated record. Gene Ontology annotation, molecular function: nucleic acid binding. The transcript has a single exon. Bases 1 to 498 code for a protein of 165 amino acids. Lineage: Eukaryota; Cryptophyceae; Pyrenomonadales; Geminigeraceae.
AUGCUCGCCUUCGACAUCGAGACCAUGGGCCUCAGCAUGCACCACCACGAAAUCACUGUCGCCGCCGUCUACGACCCAACCAAGGGCAUCCGCCACUGCUACAACUUCUACAGGCACCGCCACGACCGCACCAGGUGGCAGCGCGAGGUGGACGAUUUCCUACGCACCCUCGACGAGGCCCGCACCCUCUGCACCUUCAACGGCAUCCGUUUCGACAUCCCCUUCAUCCAGACACAGUUCAAGGUCGACCCGGAGAGGGUGGGCCGCUGGGUGCUCAAGACCGUCGACCUCUUCCACCGCUGGAAGCUCCUCCGCGACCACACCUUCUCCCUCGACAAGCUCCUCAUCGCCAACGGCCUCCCCGUCAAGACGUCCAAGGGCUGCUUCGCCAUCGAUAUGGCCAGGCAGCAGCGCUGGGACGAGCUCGAGGACUACUGCAUGAACGACACCGUCCUCACCCACCUCGUCUCGUCCAAGGAGAGGCUCGUCAUACCCUGA